This is a messenger RNA of Staurois parvus, 483 nucleotides long. NCBI's taxonomy places the organism in Eukaryota, Metazoa, Chordata, Amphibia, Anura, Ranidae. The record is from the annotation of a GenBank genome assembly.
CAUUUUAAAGGGCGCCUCGGGACUGUCCAUCAUUUUAAAGGGUGCCUCGGGACUGUCCAUCAUUUUAAAGGGUGCCUCGGGACUCUCCAUCAUUUUAAAGGGCGCCUCGGGACUGUCCAUCAUUUUAAAGGGCGCCUCGGGACUGUCCAUCAUUUUAAAGGGCGCCUCGGGACUGUCCAUCAUUUUAAAGGGCGCCUCGGGACUGUCCAUCAUCUUAAAGGGCGCCUCGGGACUGUCCAUCAUUUUAAAGGGCGCCUCGGGACUGUCCAUCAUUUUAAAGGGCGCCUCGGGACUGUCUUUCAUUUUAAAGGGCGCCUCGGGACUGUCCAUCAUUUUAAAGGGCGCCUCGGGACUGUCCAUCAUCUUAAAGGGCGCCACGGGACUGUCCAUCAUUUUAAAGGGCGCCUCGGGACUGUCCUCAGUUUGACACCCGUGCUCUCGAGGGUAGCCUUGUCUGUUGUGAGCAGCCUACGGGCUGAAUCC